AUUAUUACAUACCCUAUAGCUUAGGCCGACAUGGUGUAAUGUCUGCUAUAUAAGGAAAUUUUGACCCCCAUUGCCUAAAGGGGAUCGACCUGUCAACAGCCUGUCCAAUCAGCCCUCGCCUCCCCUUGGACGGUCGUCUCGAGAUACCUGCCUAUUAAUUACUUCAAAGCGCCAAGAACCCCGGUUCGUGGACUCUCCGCAUUCAAGAUGGCUUCCUACGGAGCAUGGCGUUGCAUCAUCAGGAGUGGGUUUGUGGGAGAAGCUGUAGAUCCGUUGCUAUAUAACACGAUACUUCCUCUGUAACCUACUCGGUCCUAGCUCUUUCAAAGGACUUUGCGUUCCAUUAGGUGAUUAAGGUUAACUACUUAGUUCUAUACUUGUCAUAGAUCGGAUAUUAACAUGCGUUUGUUGACGACGGCUUCGGUGGUGGCCGCCCUAGUGGGCCAGGUUCUAUCGCAGAAUCCCCCAACAUUCCCCUUCCCAAGCAGCUGCUCUGGCGUUGAUGCUCCCCGAUAUGCUUUCACUGUUGAUUCCGGCUGGCAGGUGACCAAGAUCGCCAGCGGUCUUCGUCAACCCCGAACUAUCAUCUUUGACCCCCUCGGCCACAUGCUAGUGUUGCAAGCCACCUCUGGUAUUUCAGUCCACACUUUCGGCCCGGAUGGUUGCAUCAACAGCACCAAGACCCUCUUCCAAAACUCGGGUCUCAACCACGGUCUUAGCUUGACACCUGAUGGCAAGACCCUCUACGCCAGUUCCCAGACGACAGCCUGGUCGUGGACAUACGAUGCUGCCGCCUUGACGCUUACGAACCAGAAGACCGUGGUUAGCGGCAUUGGCCAGGGUAUUCACUCGACCCGAACCACCCUCGUCUCCCCCAAGAACCCGAACCUGAUCAUCGUCUCCGUCGGCGCCGCUUCGAACUGGGAUAACCCAACUAUCGACCCGAGCGUCGGCCGUGCCAUCGUUAAGGUCUUUGACGUGAGCAAGGCGCCUGCCAACGGCUACCAAUUCAACAGCCAAGGUACCGUGCUAGGCUACGGUCUACGUAACGAAGUUGCCCUUGCUUUCGACCCCAACGGCCACGUAUGGGGUGCCGAGAAUAGCGGAGACGACUUCAGGAGAACCGUUAACGGCCAGUCGUCGGACAUUCACAUCGACAACCCUGCUGAGGAGCUGAACUACCUCGGAGAUCCCGCCGCGCCCCUUGAGAACAACUGGUUCGGUUACCCGACCUGCUUCACCGUGUGGGAGCCGUCCAACUUCCGCGACAACACUGCUCUGAAGACCGGCUCGCAAUUCGUCGUAUCUCCCAACUCGACCUUCAACGACGCCUCGUGCGAGGGUAAGGCCAUCCCACCGCGUCUAUCGUUCCCGGCACACAUGGCGCCCAUCACCAACGCCUUCGACCCCGCCGGCGAGAACCUGUACAUCACGUUCCACGGCAGCUGGGACCGACAGCCCGCUCAGGGGUACUUCGUCGCCGAGGUCCCCUUCAAGAAGAACGCGGACGGCGGGUACGAGCCCGUAGCCGCGGCCGACAGCAAGACCGGCUACAAGAACAUCAUCGGCGCCCAGAACCCGGGCAGCUGCAACUCGCCCUCCCUGACCAUGAGCUCCUGCUGGCGUCUUGCCGGUCUGAGCUGGGACCAGGCCGGCGAGCGACUCUUCGUCAGCUCUGACAACCAGGCUUCGGGCGAGAUCUUCGUCCUGAGGAAGAAGGCCUAAGCAAAGUAGGUAGUCAGUCAGCCAAGUCGUAUAUGGUAAGGGGGUUCCUCUGGAGGAGACAAGAGUACGUUGGAAGUUGGCGGGUUCUCGUUAGACUUUCGAUCUCCUU
Daldinia vernicosa is the source of this 1834-nucleotide messenger RNA. Its product is annotated as soluble quino protein glucose dehydrogenase. The record is from RefSeq and is a predicted model, not a curated record. The transcript has 3 exons. Bases 400 to 1725 code for a protein of 441 amino acids. Lineage: Eukaryota; Fungi; Ascomycota; Sordariomycetes; Xylariales; Hypoxylaceae.